AUGAUACCCGACUGGCACUGGUGGCUGACACCAGCCAGCAAGUCACUGGUGCAGCAGGACUUCAGCAGUUCCUGGCAACCAUUGGCCUUAUUUUUGGAGCAGCUUACACCUGCACAAAGUCAGUCGAGUGUGUAUGACAGGGAGCUGUUUGCCCUGUAUGAGGCAAUCUGCUACUUUCACCAAACACAGGGAGACUGUGAACUUUAUGAUGUUUUCAAACCACAAACCCAUCACAUACACCUUGCAGCAGACAAUCAGAUACUCCUCAGCGAACCAGUUCCACCAGCUGGACCCACUAAUCGAAGUGCUAGGUUUUUCAGGUGCCAGCCAGCCAGCCAGCAAGCCAGCCAGCCGAGCAGCAGCGGUCCAGCCGAGCAGCAGCAGCAGCAGCGGUCCUGGUCCCGAUCCCACUCCCAGCCAGGAGCAGAAGUUCAGCCGGCAGCAGCCAGCCAGUCCUCCUGCAGCAGCAGCAGCAGCAGCGGCGGUCCAGCCAGCCAGCCAGCCACCAGCAGCAACGGUCCAGCCGAGCAGCAGCCAGCAGGAGCAGCAGCAGCAGCGGUCCUGGUCCUGGUACCAGCCAGCACCAGUGGUCCAGCGGGCAAUAGCCAGCCAGUCCUCCUGCAGCAACAGCAGCAGCAGCAGCGGUCUAGCGGUCCAGCUGAGCAGCAGCAGCAGCAGCAGCAGCAGCAGCAGAAGCGGUCCUGGUCCCAGUCCCUGUCCCAGCCAGCAGCAGCGGUCCAGCCGGCAGCAGCCAGCCAGUCCUCCUGCUGCACUAGCAGCAGCAGCAGCGACGGCGGUCUAGCCACUGAGCAACAGCUGCAGCAGAAGCAGCAGCGGUCUCGGUCUCGGUCCCGGUUCCGGUCCCAGCCAGCACCGGUGGGCCAGCCGGCAGCAGCCAGCCAGUCCUCCUGCAGCAGCAGCAGCGUUGGUCUAGCCAGCCAGCCAGCCACCCAGCUAGCCAGCCAGCCAGCCAGCCUGCAAAGCAGCAGCAGUCCGGCCGAGCAGCAGCGGUCCAGCCGAGCAGCAGCAGCAGCAGUGGUCCCGGUCCAGGUCCCGGUUCCAGCCAGCAGCAGCGGUCCAGCCGAGCAGCAGCAGCAGCAGCAGCAGCGGUCCCAGUCCCGGUCCCCGUCCCAGCCAGCAGCAGCGGUCCAGCCGGCAGCAGCCAACCAGUCCUCCUUCUGCACUAGCAGCAGCAGCAGCGACGGCGGUCUAGCCACCAGCAGCAGCGGUCCAGCCGAGCAGCAGCAGCAGCAGGAGCAGCGGUCCCAGUCCCGGUCCCGGUCCCAGCCAGCAGCAGCGGUCCAGCCAGCAGCAGCCAACCAGUCCUCCUUCUGCACUAGCAGCAGCAGCAGCGACGGUGGUCUAGCCAGCCAGCCAGCCACCAGCAGCAGCGGUCCAGCCAAGCAGCAGCAGCAGCAGCAGCAGCGGUCCCAGUCCCAGUCCCGGUCCCAGCCAGCAGCAGCGGUCCAGCUGGCAGCAGCCAACCAGUCUUCCUUCUGCACUAGCAGCAGCAGCAGCGACGGCGGUCUAGCCAGCCAGCCAGCCAGCCAGCCAGCUAGCCAGCCAGCCAGCCAGCCCGCAAAGCAGCAGCGGUCCGGCCGAGCAGCAGCAGUCCAGCCGAGCAGCAGCAGCAGCAGCGGUCCCGGUCCAGGUUCCGGUUCCAGCCAGCAGCAGCGGUCCAGCCGAGCAGCAGCAGCAGCAGUCCCAGUCCCGGUCCCGGUCCCAGCCAGCAGCAGCGGUCCAGCCGGCAGCAGCCAACCAGUCCUCCUUCUGCACUAG
This is a messenger RNA of Schistocerca piceifrons (Central American locust), 1779 nucleotides long. Its product is annotated as mediator of RNA polymerase II transcription subunit 15-like. The transcript has 7 exons. NCBI's taxonomy places the organism in Eukaryota, Metazoa, Arthropoda, Insecta, Orthoptera, Acrididae. The record is from RefSeq and is a predicted model, not a curated record. The coding region runs from base 1 to 1779 and encodes 592 amino acids.